Xylaria bambusicola is the source of this 1775-nucleotide messenger RNA. RefSeq lists its product as uncharacterized. The transcript has 2 exons. Lineage: Eukaryota; Fungi; Ascomycota; Sordariomycetes; Xylariales; Xylariaceae. The coding region runs from base 541 to 1452 and encodes 303 amino acids. The record is from RefSeq and is a predicted model, not a curated record.
AACGGCGCGAGUCUCCCAACGUAGGCGACGACGGCAACGAUGGCGACAAGACCACCCACCCCAUAGCUUGGCAGUCAGCCUCGUGUCUGGCCUUCAUCCGAGGUUCGAUUCCGAUGGGCCCUUUCUACCCCCAGUGUUUCUGGCCCCCCAAUCACAGCCACAAGCCUCGCGCUGUGAGACACGGCGACCCAGCGAAGCUCGAACGGGCAACCUCUUGAGACAACCCCUGUGUCAGCCAAGUUUAGGGAGUUUAGAAACUUUUCACUCUCAGCCUCGUCAUUUCGUUUUACCAGGUCAUGAUAGGGUGUUCGUGUGAUUUGUUUCAGAUAUUGCCCGUUUUAAUUGUCUGCUAGGGUUAGGAGCCAAUAUGAAUUUCCUUUUCCCCCCUUCACUCUCCUUAGUUCAACGGCAUAUUCGAAAUUUGUCGAUUAUUUGACCUGAUUUGAUCUUCGAUCAUAAACUCGUGAAACGUUAUUUGUUCUCUGGUAUCAAUUGUCUUCUGCUGCUCUACAAGUACUCGUUACACGACCCAUAUCCAAAAUGCUCUCUAGCUUCACAGCAAAGCUGGCGAUGAAGAAGGUGGGGUUGUCAAGCGACGCCUUGGAUUUCUCUUCCACACCCAGCAACCCUUCAAAGAGCGACUCUAAUGCCAAGUACGAUGACGAGGAUGACUCGAGCAAUUCGAAUUGGCCUGCGUGGAUGAGCACGAAAAAGCUGCCCCUUACUGCGCAGGCGUGGCUCUCACCUACCCCACCUCCAGUGCCCAUUGCGACGGAGUGCCCUAAGCCCGGCGAUCUGGCUCCGCUAGAUCGUGACCGUCAGCUCGAAUUCGGUGGUGGUCGACCUGUGAUUGUGCUCUUUUUGCGAUGUGUUGGAUGCGCAUUCGCGCAGAAGUCUUUUCUCGCUCUGCGUACUCUCGCGAGCAAGAAACAGGGUAGCUUGAGAUGUAUUGCAGUGUCGCAUUCCUCGGCGGCGGCGACACGCAAGUGGGUUGAUAUACUAGGGGGUUCGUGGAACGUCGAGGUCGUCAUUGACCAAGACCGCGCCAUCUAUGCAGCCUGGGGGCUAGGAUUGGGGAAUAUAUGGUACAUGUUCAAUCCCACAACUCAAGUCCAGGGCUGGAAAGAGAAGGGAUGGCUUGGUAUUAAGGUUGCUGAUGCGAUCCAGCGAACCGGGGCCGCAGACCGUUUGACGACAGGAAAGAGUGGCACAGCCGUUAAGAGAACGGGCACUGGUAUGAGCACCAGGAGUCAGGGUAAAAGUGGCACAGGAGAAGUUGAGACAAAAGGUGAGGCUGACAUCGAGGGCCCGUCGACAGUCAUGGGCAAUAAGUGGCAACAAGCAGGUCUAUUUGCUGUUGAUGGACGAGGUACCGUGAUCUGGGCAGCGAAGGCGUCGAGAGCAGACGAUGUCAUGGAUCUCGAUGCAGCAGCUGCAAGUCUCGGGUUCUGAGUUGUUAUGGCCAGCUCUCACGAUUAACAGUUCGAUUUCUGUUCCCUCUUUAUGAUCACAAGGCCUGGCGUUUGGUGUUGUUCGGCAAGAUCAGUCUUUUAUCGUCUCCUUUUCCAGCAUUGUACUACUAUACCAAAUGUGAGACAAGAAUGCCAAAAUUCGUUAGCGCUAUGAUCAAGAGCACACAGCAUACCUAUAUCCUUCUGGGCUGGUGGCGAUCCGUAUUACCACGGUACAUGUUGUGUCUCCGCAGCCGGGUGGCGGUUAUGCCGUAUCAUCUAUCAGGCUGUUUCUGUACGACCGGCGCUGUCGUAGCACGGAGU